AUGGCCGAAGAGAAAAUGACGGCGAACAUUCCGGCGGACGCGGGAGACGAGGGACGCGUGUUCGUCGUCGAGUCGAAUCGUCGCGAUGAGCUCAUCAAGAUGGCGCUCCUCAUCGUUCUCAUCGUCGUUUUUCCGGUAUGUGCAUGUUGUGAGAUGGAUAGUAGUGAAGGGAAUGCGUGAGAACCGGUAUUAGGCUGUAUUAAAGUUGAGCGGAACAGGUAUAUCAGUAGAUACUGUAACGCAUCUCAAUGCCAUUCAUUCAAAGCAGUGUAUCUCGGUUGGCGGGGGAGAUAUCAAAAAGUUGCCAACUGAUAAAUUGCUCAGAAAGACAUUCUGCAUAUUUUAUCAAUUGACAAUUUUUUGAUAGCUCUACCGGCAACCAAGAUAGGCUGCUUUGAAUGAAUGACAUUGGGGUGCCCUUCUAUUACAGUAUUAACUCUAAUUGUGCACUUCUCUAGUAUAUUUCCUACUAGAAGAAUUCGUUUGAAAUCAGUAACUAAACUGCUUCAGACAAACUGGAUUCUCGCGUUUUCGUUCAUUUACCGGUUUUGAGAAGUUCAAGAGCUAUUCGGGAGAGAAUGCACUUUUGUUCCUUCGAUUCCUUCCAUCAAUACCUCAAAAUGAGCCGCCCAUUCUCUCUCUCUCUCUCUCUUUCGCAUCCGAAUACAUGAAAAUCCGGCUUAGGAAACUAUAAUAACACGACUACAAGACGAGAUAAUCCCCGUGACAUAUUCUGAAAAUAGAACACGCGAGCACGUGCUCUCUUUCUCAUUGUCUAGACGCCCGAAAUGAAUGGGGGAGCGGGAAGGGAUCAUGAGCCAAAAAGGACGAAAAAUGUGAGGGCUUUUCACAGAAACCCUCUGGAGAUGAGUUUGAAUAAAGUUCCAAUUGUUUGCAGCCGGCGGCAGUGGCGGUGCACGCGAACGAAUGCAACAUGCACGUGUUCAUCUCGCUCAUCCUCGUCUUCUUCUUCAUGAUUCCGUCGUACAUCCACGCCAUCUGGUACUGCUUCUUCCGCAAACCCACUCAGAUGACCAUCGCCUGA
Caenorhabditis sp. 36 PRJEB53466 is the source of this 1045-nucleotide messenger RNA. NCBI's taxonomy places the organism in Eukaryota, Metazoa, Nematoda, Chromadorea, Rhabditida, Rhabditidae. The record is from the annotation of a GenBank genome assembly.